GUUCGAGCGCAAUGGAAGUGCCACCGUGGCCUUAAAAAGACAAACCUCCCAUACUCUCUAUCCCAGCGUAUCUGUGCUUGAUCUGUUUCUUGCUUUCAAAAACGGCGUGUGUUGAAAUGUAAAUACACACCAUCACGCUGUCGGUAUACAUGUAUCGGAGGAGUGUGUUUUAGCGCAAGUCUUCAAUCUGGAUCACCGCAGAAGGAGCAGCAGAGGGAAGAGAGAGGAGAUCUCCCGAGCAAAACUCCUCCUGUCCAAAAACAACAUGUUCUCCAAAUUCACCUCCAUCCUACAGCACGCUGUCGAGGCGCUUGCGCCGUCUCUGCCAUUGCAAGAAGAUUUUGUCUAUCAUUGGAAGGCCAUCACACAUUAUUACAUAGAAACCUCAGAUGACAAAGCCCCAGUGACAGACACCAACAUUCCCUCCCACCUGGAGCAGAUGCUGGAUAUUCUGACCCAGGAGGAGAGGGAGAGAGAGUCGGGAGAGACAGGACCCUGUAUGGAAUAUCUUCUCCACCACAAGAUCCUGGAGACACUCUACACCCUGGGCAAAGCAGAUUGUCCUCCUGGAAUGAAACAGCAAGUUUUGUGUUUCUACACCAAGCUCUUGGGUCGAAUUCGUCAACCUCUCCUGCCUCACAUCAAUGUGCACAGACCUGUACAGAAACUGGUCCGUCUGUGCGGGGAGGUUCUGGCUGCUCCUACAGAGAAUGAAGAGAUUCAGUUUCUGUGUACUGUUUGUGCCAAACUUAAGCAGGACCCAUACCUUGUCAACUUCUUCCUGGAAAAUAAGAAUAAACGAUUAGAAGCAGGUAAGGAAGCUGGAACUGACCUGGUGAAAGAUGAUCCAACUUCUCCAGAUACAGGACAGAAUCAAAACCAAAAUCCUAUUCUGGAAGAUUCAGUCAGUCAAGCCACCAUCCCAGUAGAAGCAAGUCCGUCCUCUGUCCACAAAACACUGCCUAACAAUGACAACUAUAACCUAGUCAGCUCUCUUCUGAACCUCACUAAGAGUCCAGAUGGUCGUAUCGUGGUGAAGGCAUGUGAAGGUCUGAUGCUGAUAGUCAGUUUGCCGGAACCGGCUGCAGCCAAAUGUCUAACAGAAAACACAGAGCUCAGUCAGCUGCUCACCGAUCGACUGGCACAGUUUUACCGGGCCCUUCCCCAGUCCAUGGACCCUCUGGAUAUCGAAACUGUGGAGUCUGUAAACUGGGGGCUGGAUGUGUAUAACCUAAAAGAAGAUGCUGCUGCUUUUGCUGGCAAGCGUGCACUUAUUUCCUUCUUAUCGUGGCUGGACUAUUGUGAUCAGCUCAUCAAAGAGGCUCAUAAGACAGCUGCUGCAGUUUUGGCUCGGGCUGUAAGAGAGCGGUUCUUUGUUGCUGUGAUGGAACCUCAGCUAAUGCAAACGUCAGAGGUUGGCAUUUUAACUUCUACAGCCCUGUUGAACCGGAUCAUCAGACAGGUGACAUCAGAAGCCCUUCUUCAAGAGACCAUUUACUUCCUGUUGGGAGAGGAAACAGGACCAGAGACACUUGCUGGCAUUACCCAGCAUCCCCUGAGACACAGACUCAUAGAACAUUGUGAUCACUUGUCAGAUGAGAUAAGUAUCAUGACCCUACGGCUCUUUGAGCAUCUGCUCCAGAAGCCAUGUCAGCACAUUCUUCAAAACCUGGUGCUGCGCUGCUUGGAAGAAAGAAACUACAGCGAGAACAAACAGCAGGAGGAGCGAGAGGAGCGCGAGCACAUGGAGAACGGCCAACCGCAUGACGCCGUAGAUCUGGAGGAAGAUCCACUGUUCUCAGAUCUUUCUCCUGAUAAUAGACUCUCCAGCCCUGAUUGGUUAAGUUGUUCACCACCAGCAAGCACGGAACACACAAAGCCUGAUGGGAAGACGGAGGUGCACAAAAUAGUUAACAGCUUCCUAUGUUUGGUGCCUGAUGAGGCAAAGUCAUCGUAUCAGGUGGAGGGCACCGGUUAUGACACCUACCUGAGGGAUGCACACAGACAGUUCCGGGACUACUGUGGAGUUUGUCAGAAGUGGGACUGGCGUAGCACCCCAAAACCCUUUGAGAAGUGUAAUCUUGAAAGUCCUUUUUUUGAAGGACAUUUCCUCAUGCUGUUUGACAGAAUGGGCCGAAUUCUUGAUCAGCCGUAUGAUGUGAAUCUGCAGGUGACGUCGGUGUUGUCUAAGCUGUCUCUUUUGCCUCAUGCUCAUCUUCAUGAGUAUCUGCUGGACCCGUACAUUAACCUGGCGCCAGGCUGCAGGUCGCUCUUCUCAGUCAUCGUCAGGGUGGUUGGAGAUUUGAUGCUGCGAACUCAUCGCAUCCCGGAAUUUACUCCUAAACUUCUGCUAGUGAGGAAGAGACUUCUGGGACUAGAGCCAGAGGGGAUGAGUGUCGAUCAUAUGACUUUGCUGGAGGGCGUCAUUGUUUUGGAGGAGUUCUGCAAAGAGCUCGCAGCGAUUGCGUUUGUGAAGUUUCAUGCGUCUGCCUCCACCUCGCCAUGAGCCGCACAACACUGUAUUCUGGACACAAACAGACGAAUAAACAGACAAAAGGAGGUGGAUGACAGAACGACAAACCCAACGGCACUCAUCCAGACUGAUGCCUGCGGGGCAAUCACAUUCAAGGAUGCUUCAUUCGUGUUUUCUCUGGGAUGUUUCAGUAGCUAUGACUGAGAAUGCUGUUCUCUAAAGGCACCAGAGUGGAGAAGUUAAUAACAGGAUGAGUGAAUUAUAACUCAUUGAACAGCCCAUGUAGAGCACGGAGAGAGGAUUUAGUUAUAUAUAAUUAUAUAUAUAUUUAAAACUCCAUGAAUACAGAAGGGUAAUGCCACACAAAUUAGAUCUAAAUGUGAGAAAUUUGAUUCAAUUAAUGAAAGAAAAAAGUCAAGACAUGUUAAGUUAAAUAUUUAAUUAAUGAAUAUCGUUUUUCAUUCGCAUUAUCAAAGAUACUUUAAUCUGCCGUUCUUCUUCUGCUGAGGAAAACAAGAGUGCUAACAUCAAACGAAACACAAAUUAUAACAACUCAGGACUCAAAGCUGUUUUUAAAUAAUUGGAGAAUCAGAAAACAAGCCAAGUUUUUAAAACCAAAAUCCUCUCUCGUUUUUCUUUUCUUUGGUGUUUUAUUUUUAAACUGAACCGAAUGCGAUGCGGACUGGAUUGAUUUGAGACUGCGCACAUUUGCACUCAAACCGGUUUCCACUGGUGCAGAGAGCUGUUUGAACUUCAUGAUCCCGACAGUGUUUCCAAACCAUUUUAGUUGUUUAACUUGACAUAUGUUAUGUGUGUGUGUGUGUGUGUGCCUUGGUCUCAGCUAGAUGGUAGCUGUUUCCUUGAUAUUGUAUCAUCAUGUAUUUAUUACUGAUUUAUUAUUGAAAAAUAGUUUUAAAGGAAUAGUUCGCCUUAAAUUUAACUUCAUUUUCGUCUGUGAAAGAGACGAAUGUCCUGGUCGCUCUUUUUCAUGCAAUACGGAUGAAUGCAAAUGGACACAAAAAGCACCUUACAUUUUGUGCACUUUAUUCUAAGUCUAUUGGAUGAUUUUAAAGGAACACUUCGCUGCUUAUUAUUAUUAUUAUUAUAAUUAUUAUUAUUAUUAUUAUUUAAAUAGGAUCAUUUUACAUAUCACCUAGAGUUAAGCAGUUGAGUUUUGAAUCCAUUCAGUCCAUUUCUGGAUCUGACGGGAGCGCUUUUAGCUUAGCUUAGCAUAGUUCUUGGAAUCGGAUUAGACCGUUAGCAUCUCUCCCAAAAAUGGCCGAAGAGAUUUGAUAAUUUUCCUAUUUAAAGCUUGAAUUUUCUGUAAUUUCACUGCAACACUGACAAAAUGAACUGUUGCUAUAUUUUAGGUCAUUAUGACUAGGAACUAUACUAUCAGCAAUGUUUAUUUAUUCAUUACGCCGGAAUGAAAGCUAUAUCAGCCUAGAAAAUAGCAAUUUUUCAUAUUCUGUCCAAGUCCACAAUGUAACUUCAGAAGAGUCCAUCUUAGAAUAGGAAAGUUAUCAAAUCUUUGUCGUGUAAGCAAGAUGCUAAUGGUCUAAUCUGAUUCAAUGAUCUAUGCUAAGCUAAGCUAAAAGUUCUCCUGUUAGAUCUAGAGAUCGGCUGAAUGGAUUCAGAAAUGGUAAAACUCAACUGUUUAACUUCAGGGGAGUUGUAAAAGGAGCCUAUUUUUUAACUUCUUUUUUUUAGCUUAGUUUAGCAUAGAUCUUGGAAUCGGAUCAUACCAUUAGCAUCUCUCCCAAAAUGGCCAAAGAGACUUGGUCAUUUUCCUAUUUAAAGCUUGAUUUUUCUGUAAUUUGAUUGCAACACUUGCAUAAAACUGUUGCUUUUUUUAUAGAUCAUUAUGGCUUAGAACUAGACUCGCAGCAAUGUUUUUUUGAUUUAUUACGCCGGAAUGAAAGUAUAGUUUCUAGCUAUAGCAACCUAGAAAAGAGCAACUUUUCAUAUUCUGUCUGUCCAUGUACACAAUAUAAUUUCAGAAGAGUCAAGCUUUAAAUGAUCAAAACUCUUUGUCAUUUAAGUGAGAUGCUAAUGGUUUAAUCUGAUUCAAUAAUCUAUGCUAAGCUAAGCUAAAAGUGCUCCUGUCAGACAUGAAGAUUGGCUGAAGUGAUUAAAAAACAGUAAAACUCAACUGUUUAACUCUAGGGGAGUUGUAAAAGGAGCCUAUUUGUUUUAACCCUUUUAAGCUUAGCAUAGAUCAUGGACUCGGAUUAGACCAUUAGCAUCUCGCCUGAAAAUGACCAAAGAGUUUGGAUAAUUUUUUUACUUAAAGCUCGAAUUUUCUGUAAUUACAUUGCAACACUGACUUUAAAUGAACUGUUGUUAUUUUUUAGAUCAUUAUGACUAGGAACUAUACUUUCAGUAGUGUUCCUUGAUUUUUAACACCAAAAUGAAAGUAGAGUUUCUAACUAUAUCAGCCUAGAAAAUAGCAACUUUUCAUAUUCUGUCGGUCCAAGUAGGAAAGUUAUCAAAUCUCUGUCAUUUAGGUGAGAUGCUAAUGGUCUAAUCCAGGCAUGGGCAAACUCGGUCCUCGAGGGCCGGUGUCCCUGCAGACUUUUGCUCCAACACUAAUCAAACACACCUGAACACCCUAAUUAGUGUCUUCAAGAUCAAUAGAAAGCUACAAGCAGGUGUGUUUGAUUAGGGUUGGUGCAAAACUAUGCAGGGACACCGGCCCUCCAGGAUCCAGUUUGCCCAUCCCUGGUCUAAUCUGAUUCAAUGAUCUAUGCUAAGCUAAGCUAAAAGUGGUCUUGUCAGACGCGGAGAUUGACUAAAUGGAUACAUAAAUGGUAAAACUCAACUGUUUAACUCUGUUGUUCAACAAACAAAGUGGAGUGUUCCUUUAAAGGACUUGGAAUAUAAUGCACAGAUCUCUUUUGUGGUGUUUGGUAGUUAAAAUUCCCAUUUUUCUAUGGAAAAGAAAAUGUUUUGUUUUAUUUUUUGCAUGAAAUAUUCCUUUUAAAGCUCAGAAAUGAUCAUCUAGGUUAGUUUAUCUGCUUCCUUACAGGGGAUAUCGUUAUACAAUUGCAUUUUGUGUCAGUAUGGAAUUAUACCAGCAAUAGUGUUAUUCAUCAGGCUGAAUCUUCAUCUGCUCUUCGUAAAGGACACGCUGUGCUAAAUGCACACAGUGUACAUUUGGCAAAGAAAGGGCACAGCUUGAAACGGGGGUUGGGAUUUUCAUUUUAAUUUCAGAGAGAUUGCUUCCAGGGCCUUUUUCAAAAUGCAUUGUGGCUUGGUCUUUACAGGGUUCAGAUUUCUGUAUGUCAAACGUUACCUUGCAUUCUCCAUCCAUAAAAGUAUAUUUAAAAGGGAUCGUUCACCCAUAAAUGAAACUUUCUCACGAUUUACUCUGCCUCAAGUGGAUUAAAACCUUUGCACAAAAGAAGCUAAUUAGUAAAAUGUUGGAAAUUUGCAACUUUUGACUCUCAUAGUUGGAUAAACAAACACUAUGGGAGUCAACGUGUUUCUGUCUCUAAAUAUAUUCCUUCAUAUAUGACGGAAGAAAAAAACCCAAACAGGUUUGUGAUAGAAAAAAAAUAUGGCAAAAUUUUCAGAUUUGGGUUAACUAUCCCUUCAAAGCCGGCAUUGUGUAACCAUUUGUGUUUAUUUUCAAGAAUUGCACACUAGUGUCUGUUUAUCCAUUUUACAUGUGGGGAAAACCUAAAUGUCUGUCUUUUUAAUUGUAUUUCUUUGACAACCAAAGGAUUUAUCAUCAUAGAGGAUGCAUGGAUGUUUCGUAGAGAAAAACAAUGCGUCUUUUUUAUGUUUUUCUUGAUCAUGCACAUUUUAUACCAAUAACGAUGUGUAUAUAUAUGUAUAUAUACAUACAAAUGUACAGUAAAAACAGUAGUGAUGUCUGGUGUGAAAUGCAUGCGAGGUCAUAUUUGUUGAUAUGCAGCAGAAGAAAGCAAAUAUCAAUCCAAUCUGCCCUUAAGUUUAAGUUUUUUGCUUAUUAUUUAUGGGGAAAUUUGUGAUGCCUUAUUUUAAAUUGGUUACACUUAUUAACCUCAUGAUUUUGAUUUAUACGCUUAAGAAAAAAGUUUAAUGGUUCAUUUUAUUUUUAAAGAAGGCUUGUAAAGUUAUGGAAAAUAUUCUGCUCUUUCUCUUUGUUUAAUUUUUCUAAGUGUGUAAUUCAUCUGCUUUGACCCUAUCACUGUUCUGCUUUACUACUUUAUACCCAUUAUUCAUACAGAUGUAGCUCUUUCAGCUGUCCGGAGGAAUCUAUUGUUGAAUCCACUGCCAUGGUGUCACUGUGCGACACUUUUUAGACCAAGUCUUUCAUGGGGUAUCAUUUUAGGGAUGAAAUGUCAUGUGAUGUCAGUUGCUCGAUUCUGCUGGGCCAGUUAAUCUCUCUGAGGUUUGUUGUGUCCUUUGACUUUCUUUACUUCAUUUCACUCCGUCCCAAUUAAAACCUUUGCUUUCUUCA
Messenger RNA from Danio aesculapii, 6920 nucleotides. It is a transcript of the gene fhip2a, whose product is annotated as FHF complex subunit HOOK interacting protein 2. Lineage: Eukaryota; Metazoa; Chordata; Actinopteri; Cypriniformes; Danionidae. The record is from RefSeq and is a predicted model, not a curated record.